Messenger RNA from Tarenaya hassleriana, 6855 nucleotides. RefSeq lists its product as uncharacterized. Gene Ontology annotation, molecular function: RNA binding. The transcript is spliced from 27 exons. Lineage: Eukaryota; Viridiplantae; Streptophyta; Magnoliopsida; Brassicales; Cleomaceae. Gene Ontology annotation, cellular component: RNA N6-methyladenosine methyltransferase complex. The record is from RefSeq and is a predicted model, not a curated record. Bases 161 to 6637 code for a protein of 2158 amino acids.
UGAAAACCUGAGAAAACCCUCACUUCUACACCGCAGUUGCAGGUACGAAGAAAGGUGAACUCUCGAGCCGAAAAACCCUAAUUCUCGAAAUCAGCAUCCGAAUUGGUCGAUAUUUAUGUCUGCCUGAGGACGAACGAGGUUCGAGAACAUCAGAAGUAACAUGGGUCGAUCCGAGCCUUGUGUUCUGUUCGCCCAGACCUUCGUUCAUCCCCAAUUGGACGAAUACGUCGACGAGGUUAUAUUUGCUGAGCCAGUAAUCAUCACAGCUUGCGAAUUCUUGGAGCAGAACGCUUCAUCUGCGUCUCAAGCUGUUUCGCUUGUCGGGGCAACUUCACCUCCGUCAUUUGCAUUGGAGGUGUUUGUUCGAUGUGAAGGAGAAUCAAAGUUUAAGCGUCUUUGUAACCCUUUUCUUUAUACUCCGUCAGCGCCAUACCCUUUGGAAGUCGAGGCUGUUGUAACUAACCAUUUGGUGGUUAGGGGAAGCUAUCGAAGUCUAAGCUUGGUCAUCUAUGGGAACAUUGUGAAGGAUUUGGGGCAAUACAAUAUCAUACUCGAAGGUCGUUCUGUAACUGAUAUUGUUAGUUCCAUUGAAGGUAAUCUUGAGGACUUGCCGUUGGUACUACACUCGGUUAGCAGAACAAUAGAGGAAUGCCUAUCCUCGUUGGACAUAGUAGCUCUCCCUUCGUCUGCAUUAGAUAUAUCUGUUGAUGUUAAGCAGUUGUUGCAGCUAAUGCUGAAAUUCUUUGACCUGGUAGACGCUAGGGGCGCAGUAAAUAAAGCGGUGGAUAUAAUAUUGUCAACAGCUACUUCUUGUGUAACCCACAACUUAAAUUUUUUUGCUACAAAUAAGAAAUAUCCAGAUGUGAUCAGUUUCCAGGAUUCUGGAAUGUUGCAUGAUGUAAUUAGCAAGGCUAAGAAAGAGGUUCUUGAUCUCUAUGAACUUCACCAAUCAGAAGUUGUGACAUCUGGGUCAUCGGCAACAUUCAAUUUUCUUGAGGCAGAGACAGAGGUGGCUACAUCCAAACAGUUGGUCGAUAUGUUGAACCAGUACAUUCAUUUUGAAACAGAUUCCUCAUAUAUAGCACUUCCACAACUUUCAAAGGGGGAAAACACUCUUCUUGGCUUAAGUGUAGCACUUUUAUUAUGCUCUGCCAGAGAAGGCUGCCUCCAUUUUGUCAAUUCGGGGGGAAUGAAUCAACUUGUAUAUUUGCUUGGAUAUGAUGUUCAGAAGUCAACUGCCACUACUCUACUGCUGCUCAGAGUUGUUGAGCUGGCUACUCGACAUUCAGUUGGUUGCGAAGGAUUUUUAGGUUGGUGGCCUCGUGAGGAUGGAUAUAUUCCAUCUGGCAGGAGUGAGGGCUAUUGUCUCCUGCUGAGGUUACUAAUGCAAAAACCAUGUCAUGAUAUUGCCUCUCUUGCUAUUUACGUUCUUCAUCGAUUGCGAAUUUAUGAGGUUGUUUCAAGAUACGAGUUUGCAGUUUUAUCAGCAUUAGGAAGUCUCUCUAAUUCUUUGGGAGAUGCGACUCAUAAUCUAAGUGUGCUGUCUGAUGCUAAAUCACAACUUCAAAAGCUUCUGAAGCUGAUUAAGUCAUCUGGUGUAGCAGAAGAUCCUUCACCCUCAUCCAAUGCAGAAAGAAGUUUGGUUUUAGGCCAUCCAGAUGGGUGGUUGUCAUAUAAAGCAACUAGUAGACUCAUUGCUUCGUCGGCCUAUCCCUUUUCUAGCUUUGAGAUUGACUUGCACGUGUUGUUGCUUCUAAAGGAGCGGGGUUUUCUUCCUUUGUCAGCUGCACUUCUUUCAUCAUCUCUGUUUCAUUCUGAAGUUGGAGGCUACAUGGAUGUCUUCACUGAUAUUGCACUGUCCGUCGGGAACAUAAUUCUUUCAUUAAUGCUUUCCCGCACUGGAUUGAGUUUUUUGCUACAUCAUCCUCAACUGACUGCCACAAUAAUUCAAUCCCUAAAGGGUUCCAGCGACUUGAACAAGGAAGAAUGUGCCCCUCUUCGCUAUGCAUCAUCUUUGAUAUCCAAGGGUUUUACCUGCAGCUUGCUGGAAGUUGGAAUAAACCUUGAAGUGCAUUUGAGGAUGGUUAGCGCAAUAGAUCGGUUGCUGAAAUCGACUCCACAAACUGAAGAAUUUCUAUGGAAUUUAUGGGAACUGCGUGAUCUUUCGAGGUCUGACUGUGGGCGUGAAGCUUUAAUAGCAUUAGGCUUUUUCCCAGAGGCUUUAACAGUCCUGAUUGAAGCUUUGCAUUCAGUCAAGGAUACGGAACCAACGAUUGAAAAUAGUGGAAUUUCGCCUCUUAAUUUAGCAAUAUUUCUCUCGGCUGCUGAGAUUUUUGAAGUAAUUGUAUCCGACUCAACUGCAUCAUCUCUGCAUGCUUGGAUCGAACAUGCCCCAGAACUUCAUAAGGCUUUGCAUUCUUCUUCCUCGGGCGGUUCAAAUAGAAAAGAUGCCCCUUCACGGCUACUAAAAUGGAUUGAUGCUGGUGUGGUUUACCACAAACAUGGGGCAGUCGGCCUUCUACGUUAUGGAGCUGUCUUAGCUUCUGGAGGUGAUGCUCAAUUAUCCUCAUCAAACAUUCUUGCACUGGAUUUAGCACCGGCCGAAAAUGUUGUCGGAGAAUCAUCUACUGUCUCUGAGAUUAAUGUCUUGGAGAAUCUUGCGAAAAUAAUCUUCGAGAAGUCAUUCGAAGGCGUUAGCCUUUCUGACUCAUCAAUUUCUCAGAUGACGACAACAGUGAGGAUUUUGUCGUCAAUAGCAGAGAAUCCAACUGUUGCAGCUGCUUUGUAUGAUGAGGGUGCAGUGACAUUUGUGUAUGCUGUUUUGGUCAACUGCAGCUAUAUGUUUGAGAGAUCUUCGAAUAUUUACGAUUACCUGGUGGAUGAUGAUCAUAAAUGCAGUUCUAUUUCUGACUUUCUGUCAGAACGUAAUCGUGAGCAGAGCUUAGUGAGCUUGUUAAUUCCCUCCCUUGUCCUUCUGAUAUCUGUUCUGCAGAAGAUACAGGAAGCUAAGGAACAGUAUAGAAACACCAAACUGAUGAAUGCUCUCUUAAGGUUGCAUCGGGAGGUUAGUACGAAACUAGCUGCUUGUGCAGCUGAUUUGUCCUCUCAUUAUCCAGACUCUGCACUUGGCUUUGGGGCAGUUUGCCAUCUUAUCGUGUCUGCCCUUGCCUGCUGGCCAGUUUAUGGAUGGAUUCCUGGUCUUUUCCAUUCUCUUCUUUCGGGUGUCCAAACUACCUCUGUUCCUGCAUUGGGGGCAAAGGAGACAUGCAGUUUACUUUGCAUUUUGAGUGAUAUGCUUCCUGGGGAAGGAGUCUGGUUUUGGAAGAAUGGGAUGCCCUUGCUGAGCAGUCUCAGAAAGUUGGCUGUUGGAACAUUAUUGGGUCCUCAGAAGGAGAAACAGAUCAACUGGUAUCUUGAGCCUGGGCCCCUUGAAAAGCUAAUAAACCAUUUGACACCAAAUCUUGACAAGAUCGCCCAAGUUAUCCAGCAUCAUGCAGCAUCUGCAUUGGCAGUCAUUCAGGAUAUGCUUAGAGUUUUUAUUGUUCGUCUUGCUUGCCAAAGGGCUGAACAUGCUUCUGCUCUUCUCCGCCCCAUAUUUUCGUCCGUAAGAGAGAGUAUUUUGGACCUGUCUUCUACGUCGUAUACUGAAGCUUAUAAGGUCUACAGAUUUCUACAUUUCCUUGCUGGUUUAUUAGAGCAUCCACGUGCCAAGGGAUUAUUGUUAGAAGAGGGUAUUGUUCAGUUGCUUGUGGAAGUUCUUGAAAGAUGCUACAAUGCCACUUAUUUAAGUGACGAAAGGGGUGGAGAGAACGAACAUGCUUCUGAGUGUGGUUUGAUUUGUUGGUGCAUUCCACUUUUCAAAUCGGUCUCGUCACUAUGUGAUUCUCAAGUGUCUGUUUCAUGUUUUCAGAAAAAGGAGCUAUUGACCAGUUUGAGCGCAAAAGAUUGUUCUUCCAUUUUCCCUUAUGUACUGAAGUUCUGUCAGGUAUUGCCUGUUGGGAAUGAGCUGUUAUCUUGUCUUUUAGCUUUCAGAGAUCUGGUCUCAUGCAGUGAAGGCCGAGACGGUGUGGAUUCGCUUCUACUUUCUCUCUUUUCUGGUGCCGAUGAAUCUGAAUCUGAAAGGUGGCCCGUUAGUAAGAAUGAGAGUCUCAACCUAAUGGAAAUGAAGAAAAAUCCCCCCUUUCUGUCAUGCUGGAUCAAGUUAUUGGACUCAGUUAGCUCAAAAGAUGGUUUGUCUAGUCAUGCAGCUAAAGCAGUUAAAGCUCUGAGCCUGGGUUCGUUGAGAUUAUGCUUUGAUGGUAAAAGUUUGGAUUCAGAAAAGGUUGCAGCACUCAAAUUCCUCUUCGGCAUUGCUAGUGAUGCUAGUGAUGAAAGCGGUGCAGAUAAUUUUCAAGAAGAAAACAUUAUUUUUAUUGAAGAAAUGGUUACGCUGUUCAGUUCAAUGACUUCUGAAUCUGAUAGUUCAGGAAAAAGUGAGAUGCAAACCUUGAACGAGUUAACACAAUCGCUGCUGUUGUUGCUGCAAAAGCCUACUAGCUCCGUCAAAGUUGAGGAAAUCAUUUCCUGCAAGGAGGCUCUUGUUUCUCCUAAGAAUUUUGAUAUGGAGAACGUGGUGUUUGAAAGUUUUGAGUACGACCUUUACCAAAGAGUACUUGAAGAAAAGUUCUCGUGGGAAUGUCCUGAAUCAUUACCUGAACGGCUGUCCCAAUCAUCUCUUGCUUCUAAAAGGAAAAUGCCACCGGUGGAAGGCCCUAACAGGCGUGCCAAAGGGGAACACUCUUCUGUUGACAUACUGACCCAAAAUACAAUGUCACGAGGAACUGGUCCUGCACCACUCGCUCCUGCUCCAACCCGUAGAGAUGCAUUUAGACAGCGUAAGCCGAAUACCAGCAGGCCUCCCUCUAUGCAUGUGGAUGAUUAUGUUGCCAGGGAAAGGAGUAUUGACACUGUUGGUAAUACUAAUGCCAUAACCAUUUCAAGGGCCGGAUCUAGCAGUGGGAGACCCCCAUCUAUUCACGUUGAUGAAUUUAUGGCCAGGCAAAGAGAACGUGGCCAGAAUGCUUCUUCCAUUGUGGUUGGAGAGACAGUGAUACAAGUGAAAACCCCCACUCCAGAUGUUAGGGAUGCUAAAAAAUCCUCUUGUAAGCCCAAACAGUUGAAAACUGAUCCUGAUGAUGAUCUGCAAGGAAUAGAUAUAGUAUUUGAUGGUGAGGAAUCUGACGAACCUGAUGACAAGUUACCCUUUCUUCAACCUGAUGAUAACCUUCUGCAGCCUGCUCCUGUUUUGGCGGAACAAAAUUCUCCUCAUUCCAUUGUUGAAGAGACCGAGAGUGAUGCAAAUGGAAGUAGUCAAUUCUCUCACAUGGGUACACCGUUAACAUCUAAUCUCGAUGAGAAUGCUCAAAGUGAAUUUUCCUCCAGGAUGUCAGUUUCACGGUCUGAAAUGCCAUUAGCUCGGGAAUCAAGCAUUUCAUCAGACAGGAAAUUUGAGCAAGCUGAGGACCCAAAGAAAAUAGCUUCUCUGAAGAGCGCAGGUAUAUCUGAAUCUGGGUUUACAUCUGUGUAUAACCCCAUCCCAGGAUCGUCGGGUCAAAUUCUGACUGAUUCUAGGAUGGGUCCUCAAGGCUUUUAUCCAAAGAGUAGUCAACAACAUGCCGGCAGUACUCACGGUGUGUCCAGUUCUCGAGGGAUUUACGAUCAGAAAGCUAUGGCCAAGCAGCCUCCUUUACCACUGGUGCCUCCUCCGUCAAUCUCACCAGUAGUGCCACAUUCUUCUGAACCUCUAUCAAGUCAAUCUUCCCCAUUUAUUAGCCAUGGAACACCACCUUCAGGCGGACCUAUCCGGCUUUUGGCACCACUCCCUUCAACAUCACCUCCAUUCUCAUCUAACCCAUAUGCCUCGUUGCCACCCAGGGCAUCUACGUUUCAAACUUUUGGAUACAACCAGGCAGGUGGAGGAACCAAUGAAAUACCGCAAAGUUCUCAUGGCAUUGAUUCUCAGUCGGGUGGUCUUUCUGCUUCAGGUACUGGAAUGACCACUUACCCUCUCCCACCUUUAAUGCCAUCCCCUGCUUUUAGUAGACCGACUUCUCUCCCCGUGCCAUUCUAUGGAAAUCCUCCACAUCAAGGAAGUGAAAAGCCACAGAGCAUAUUGCCUCCUCCCUCCAUGCCUCAAUCUUCCAUGCAAUCGGUAAACCCACAGUCAAUACCUCAGUUACAGCAGAUGCAGUUUCCGCAGCUACAACGCCCUUUGCAGCUUCCUCAACAUGUCAGGCCACCCAUGCAGAUGUCUCAGCCUAUGGACCAGGGGGUAUCAUUACAAAAUCCUUAUCAGGUUCCUUUGCAUCAGAUGCAGAUGAUGCAACAGACUCAAGUCCCUCAGGUGCAACCUUACUAUCAACCCUCUCAACAACAGGAGAUGUCUCAGGUGCAGCAACAAUCACAGCCAGUUCAAAAUCAGCAAGGAGCUGCUGGUACAUCCCAGCAACAACAAGAAUCGGGAAUGUCGUUACAUGAAUACUUCAAAUCUCCAGAAGCCAUUCAGGCUCUUCUGAGUGACCGCAACAAAUUGUGUCAGCUUUUGGAGCAACAUCCAAAGUUAAUGCAAAUGCUCCAGGAGAAAUUGGGGCAACUUUAACCAGAAGGAAAGGAAGUUGGCGGCGGCAACUUAAACAAGAUAGAAGAUGUUAGAUUCAACUUUAGGACAAUCUGAUUUUUGUUUUUUUUUUGUUUUUGGGUUGUAGGCAUAAACACCAGUCAGUCCAGCUUCUGUACUUUGUAUGUUAAAUGUACAUUUAAUUUUGAUUUAAGUGACAAAACCAGUGACUGAUAAUGAUUUGUCUUCACGUUGCUUUU